AUGCCGUGUGAGCGGACUCUUCACCACCGCGGGGAGAAGACGGUGCAUGUUCGUAGCGCGGGCUACGAGAAGGAAAGGGUGACAGUGAUGCUCGGCAUCACUGCUGAGGGCCGCAAGCUCCCCGCUAUGGUCAUCUUCAAGCGGAAAACCAUCCCUAAGCUCCGUGUUCCCCCAGCCGCUGAGGACGCGGCGGUGGCUGAGGCGAUGGAUCAUGAGGAUUGUGGGGACUUGCCGCCUGAGGAGGAGGAAGAGGAGGAUGACGAGAACGAGGACGAGGAUGAGGAGGAGGAGGAGGAGGAAGAGGAGGAGGAGGAGGAGGAGGAGGAGGAGGAGGAGGAGGAGGAGGAGGAGGAGGAGGAGGAGGAGGAGCUGGACAUGGAGGGGGAUGUGGAGGAGAACGACGAGGAGUGA
Messenger RNA from Closterium sp. Naga37s-1, 411 nucleotides. Lineage: Eukaryota; Viridiplantae; Streptophyta; Zygnematophyceae; Desmidiales; Closteriaceae. The record is from the annotation of a GenBank genome assembly.